Molecule: messenger RNA, 5219 nt
Organism: Egretta garzetta (little egret)
Lineage: Eukaryota; Metazoa; Chordata; Aves; Pelecaniformes; Ardeidae
Gene: ALDH6A1
Product: aldehyde dehydrogenase 6 family member A1
Exons: 10
Coding region: 2314-3687 (457 amino acids)
Biological process (GO): L-valine catabolic process; thymine catabolic process
Cellular component (GO): mitochondrion
Molecular function (GO): methylmalonate-semialdehyde dehydrogenase (acylating, NAD+) activity; malonate-semialdehyde dehydrogenase (acetylating, [NAD(P)+]) activity
Source: RefSeq, a predicted model, not a curated record
CGUGCUCAACAGGAGGGGGAAAAGGAAACAAAAACCCAAAACCUCAAUGUCAAAUUUGCUUGACGCGGGAGCCAAGAAGCUCCGGCUUGGGCAGCUCCCUCCGCUCGGGGAAUCGCCCCACGGUCCCGCUGGUAGCCAGCCCGGCCUGGCUCAGCAGGUGCACCUAAGGUAGUUCGGUUAAUCGUGUCCUGGUCGGUUUUCUCCGUGUUCCUUAAGUAGCACGUGUUGUGCUACAUAUUCACCAGCCAUAUUUCCCCCCCCAGUUUUCAGAUUUCUUUUACCACAUGUCAUAUCUCUUCAAUAAGAUCAGCAAAAAUGCAUAUCGAAUAUACGACUGAUGAGAACGCAUGAAAAAAGAUUGUUUCAAGCUGUGUGGACUGGCCUCAUACUGCCUAUUUAUGGCAGAGAGAGGAUCUUAUUUCCUUUGGGCAGUAUCGAACAACUUUUAACUGUUAUAGUGCCUUUUUUUUUCUGGUAUCCAUGGCUGUACACUCUCCAAGUUCUGAACAGCCAAAUCAUGAUUCUCCAGAUAGUCUGCUUUACUGCAGUUCUUGUUCCCACAGCAGGCUUAUUCUCUACAGAAAAAAGGUUAUGAUCUUAUGGAAAAACCACAAUCAGUCAAGCAUUGCCUGGCUUGCUUAAAAUAUUUUUUCUUCUGUGUGCAAUUUUCUAGAUAUCCCUUUUAAGCAGUUUGAGAAAAACUCAAAUUCCAUUGCACUGAAGUCCACGUGGGUCAUAAAGCACUGGAGCUUGUAGGUCAGCUGUAGAUACGUGGCACUUAGGCUAAUGGAGCGACUGAUAGCAGUAGGAGUUUGUCAUUCUUUAGACCAGCACUAGAAGACCUUUUCCGACAGUCAGGAAACUCAGUCAAGGAACUCUAAUUUCCUGUGCUUCCUUCCAGGUUCUAUAGGGGAUUGUGGUUUUGUAGGCACAGUCUUUUUCCUCUCUUUCUCAAGUGUAAUUCCAGCUAUGUAAUCAUCUGCAACAUUUUAUUUUUGAUUCACUCCUGGUGGUACCUCCCAAAUCACUAGGUCUUGCUUAUCCAUUAAGAGUCUUAUUUUGCACCUCUCACCCUAGCUUUCUCAUCUCCAAGCUUUCUCAGCUUGUCCCAGCUCUGAUUGCUGUUCGCUUUUUUCACUCUCAUCCACUUUUCACUGUCAUUACUUGUCCAGCCAACACCGUUCAUAUUCCUGAUUCUUCCUCUGAUCUCUUUCCCCUUCGUUACACCUUGGAUAGCAUCCCAAUCCUCAUCUCCCUCUCGUAAUUCCACACCCUAAUUUCUUCACAGAGUUCCCUGAUAUACUUGGGUUUAUACCCCAGUUCUGUUGAUGUGUCCCAUUUCUGUUGUUCACACAGCAGAUCCAUUUCCUUUUCCUCUUAUCUGUUCUCCAGCCACUGUUCUGUGGCAUGAUGAACCUGCUUUUUCAUAGUUCUCUCCUUACCUCCCAAUAUCAACUCCCAGUUCCUAAUUUCUUAAUUUAUAUAGUCCCAAUCUAUUUUCCUGCAUGAUGCAGCUUUGCUGCCUAUCCAGUGCUAGUUACAGCUUCUACCUCUGCUUUUCCUUCUGUCCUACACUUACCUGAAUUCCUUAUUCCAAACUUCCCUUUUAUCUCCUCUGCAUCUGAGUUGGAAAGUUCUGUUUUCUGUGCUGCCCGACAGGUCACUAUGAACUCAGCAGACGCAGGUUCCUUGCUCGUAGUUGCAGGACCGAGUGGGGAGUGGGCAAAGUUCAAUUUUAUGCCUGUAGCUAUGAGCUGGAGAGAUGAACCUACUUAGUGGCUUGAUGGGAAGGAAACGCAUAGUGCAGUGGGAAUUCUCACAAGGUGAAUUAUUAACUGUUUCUUCUGGACAUUUACGAAUUGUGGUUUUUCUGUUUUCUAACUUAGUAAACACUGGGUGACUAGGUAGAUUGAAAUAGUUCUGAAUGUAAGCAUAGCAAUGUAUUUUUUCUAUAACUGCUUUUAAAAACAGUUUUGGCCAUUUUGGUGUAAAGUGAGAGAAAAACGAGGCAGAGAGCAUGAAAAAUUUCAGCCUAAGCAGUUAGCUGGGUCUUGCUGUAAAUACUGGAUCUAGACUCUUUGCUGGGCAGCAUAAUGGUAAAUUACAAAGGCUUUCAUGUAAUAAGGCACACUGGUAUUUAGGCACCUUGAGACAAAGGUCACUCACUGCCCAGUGUUUUGUCCUCCACAGCCAACAACCAAACUCUUCAUUGAUGGGAAGUUUGUUGAGUCCAAAACUACUGAAUGGAUUGAUAUCCACAACCCGGCCACAAAUGAAGUGGUUGCCCGUGUACCAAAAGCUACAGCCAGUGAGAUGGAGGCAGCUGUGGCUUCUUGCAAAAAGGCGUUUUGGAACUGGUCAGAAACAUCCGUUCUGAGUCGCCAGCAAAUCUUCCUGCGUUAUCAACAGCUCAUCAAAGACAAUCUGAAAGAAAUUUCAAAACUCAUCACCUUUGAGCAAGGGAAGACCCUGGCUGAUGCUGAGGGAGAUGUGUUCCGAGGCCUCCAGGUGGUUGAACAUGCUUGCAGUGUGACAUCCCUCAUACUGGGAGAGACCAUGCCCUCCAUCACUAAAGACAUGGACACUUACACCUACCGUCUGCCUCUGGGUGUGUGCGCUGGAAUUGCACCGUUCAAUUUCCCAGCCAUGAUUCCUCUUUGGAUGUUCCCCAUGGCUAUGGUUUGUGGAAACACCUUCUUGAUGAAACCAUCUGAGCGUGUACCAGGAGCACUCAUGUUCCUUGCCAAGCUGUUUCAGGAUGCUGGUGCCCCUGAUGGAACCCUGAAUAUCAUCCAUGGACAACACGAAGCUGUGAAUUUCAUUUGUGACCAUCCGGAUAUCAGAGCAAUCAGCUUUGUGGGAUCUAAUCAGGCUGGCGAGUACAUCUAUGAGAGAGGAUCCCGGAAUGGCAAGAGAGUCCAGGCCAACAUGGGAGCCAAGAACCAUGGUGUGGUGAUGCCUGAUGCCAAUAAAGAGAACACCUUGAACCAGCUGGUUGGAGCUGCUUUUGGAGCAGCUGGGCAACGCUGCAUGGCCCUGUCUACAGCAAUUCUAGUGGGAGAAGCUCAGAAAUGGCUGCCAGAGCUCGUGGACAGAGCCAAAAAUCUACGUGUAAAUGCAGGAGACCAGCCUGGAGCAGAUCUAGGGCCUCUGAUCAGUCCCCAAGCUAAGGAACGGGUUUGCCAUCUGAUUGAGAAAGGAGUAAAAGAAGGUGCCAGCCUUCUUCUGGAUGGACGUAAUAUCAAAGUGAAGGGCUAUGAAAAUGGCAAUUUUGUUGGGCCAACGAUCCUUGCCAAUGUCAAGCCAAACAUGACUUGCUACAAGGAGGAAAUCUUUGGGCCCGUCUUAGUGGUCCUGGAAGCAGAUACUUUGGAUGAUGCCAUUGAGAUGGUGAACAAUAACCCCUAUGGAAAUGGAACUGCAAUCUUCACCACCAAUGGAGCCACAGCUCGGAAAUAUUCUCACUUAGUAGAUGUGGGCCAGGUGGGUGUCAAUGUUCCGAUCCCAGUACCUCUGCCCAUGUUCUCUUUCACCGGCUCUCGUGCUUCUUUCAGAGGAGACACCAAUUUCUACGGCAAGCAGGGAGUGCAGUUCUACACACAGCUGAAAACAAUCAUUUCUCAAUGGAAAGAAGAAGAUGCUACUGUUACGAAGCCCGCUGUGGUUAUGCCAACUAUGGGAAACUAAAUCAGCCUUUGCAGGUGCUGUGGCUGGUGCCCUUCUCCUUCUAUGCUGCACUUUCCAGCUUUGUCCUGACUAUCAUAAUUUCCUUGGGAAUUAAUAGAAAGCUCCAUGUUCUCAAGGACCUCUGUUUCUGUGCAGAUCAGGCAGGCUCAUGUAACGCACAGUCUGGGUUUUCUGUUGCUGUCAGUCUUUUUUGGCUAGCUGAACUCAUUCUUUUUUUCCUACAACCUAUCACAGAGGAAACAACCUUAUCUAACUGAAAGGGCAGAUAGUGAGAUUUGGCCUUAAUUUGUAUUUCUUUCCAGAUGCUCUGAACUUGAACAUUACUCUGGUUUCCACCUCAAUAUCUUUAGCCUUAGUGACUGACUCACUCCUGGCUACAUCUUGUAGCAGUUUUCUUUACCUCUUUAUCUUACAUCCUAAGAUUUUGAGUUCACCUUACUCAAAGAUGAGUACUUUUUUGAGUGACAUAACUGGGACACCUUGGGUGUCUCAUAGAAGUGACUUUACAAACAAUGAAGACAGCAACUUUGGGAGUUGAAAAUUUCAGUCUUUCAUCUGUUGAGCAGUUUCCAAAACACUCGGGAAAUAGCUUUCCUUUUUCAGGAAAGAGUAUUUCAUUGCUUGUCAGAGGAUGAAGGAAAUCCCUGUGUGGUACAGUGACCUUCACCAUGCCUCUGACAGCUUGAGAACUUCUGUUCCUGUUGUGCACAUUGGCUCAUGUUCUCCAGCUUGCUGCUGAUUCUGUUACACCUGAAAGUUGCUUGGUGCCUUUGUACUGUGCUAACAGACACGUGCCUACAGGUCCUGUAGCGUAAUGAAACUGUGGAAGCAGAAACAUAAGUGUGUGUAUGUAUCUUUGCGUCACAGCAUUGUGUGGGUCUGGGUGGAAGAGAUAGUAAAUAGACGAGUCAGUGGGAAGACAGAACACAGUUUUUUAAUCACAAAGCAGCCAGGCCUGUUCUGUUGAUUUCUUCUCCUGACUGUAGCUGUAUUUCUUUUGCUAAUUGAUUGACUCCUUGUAACAUUUGCUCAAACACAGUCACGUUCUCUAGGGACUGCAGGUCCCAUUACUAGAGAAGGAUAAGACUUGGUAUACCCAGUUUUUAAAAAUCUCUGCAUUUGGAGCUUGAGAGCCUGUAUUUUUAUUCCUGGAUGCAGCCAUGAGGGAACUUAUUCAAGCACCCAUGGCAAAUACUACUAUUCUAAUGAUUGUAACUGUUACUUGUUCUAAUUAAACUACCCGAAUGUGAACACUUUGUAUCCUGCCUUCUGGCAAAGAUGCCUUGUAACUGACAUUUAUGUAUUAGUGCAAUUGCUGUGCAUUCACUUAUGUUUGUAUCUUGGUUUUUUCCUCUGCUACACCCUAGAGGGAAAUUCUCACUGUGUAAUUUGAUUACGAAUUAAAAACAUGCUAAUACAUUUCUGCAGAGUGUGACUGUUGGUCGGUAAGGCACUAUAUAGGUGUGAUGUUGACUUCAUUCACCUCUUUGCAGAGGCUGGUCUGUGACUCCUGUAACCCAUGUAUAUCCAUC